Symbiodinium sp. CCMP2592 is the source of this 1902-nucleotide messenger RNA. The record is from the annotation of a GenBank genome assembly. Lineage: Eukaryota; Dinophyceae; Suessiales; Symbiodiniaceae.
AUGAUGCUCGACCACGACUCCCCGUUGGUACAGCCCUCCGCGGCUCCCGACAUCGCUCCGGAGUCGACGGUGGAGCCUCUGCCACGUCUGUCUGAGGUCCCGCAGCCAGCGCCAUUGCGACGGAUAGACCUUGUAUUCGAGCAGAAGGGAUCCUUGGGCAUCGAGUUCAAGGAGCUUGCCGCGCCCUUCGUCAUCGAGCAGGUCCACAGUACUGGCCUGGCUUACAACCGAGAUCUGCAGAAGGGAGAUCAGCUCAUCCUCGUCGGCGGGGAGGACGUGACCAAGCUGGCCUGGGAUGAGUUGGUGCAGAAGCUGGGGCCCAGGCCGGUGUUGGUGACCUUCGAGCGUCCUGAUGCCGUCGAGGAAGAGCCCACCCCGGCGACCUUCAUGUCUGGCCUCGGCAGCACCAUGCGCAGCCUCGGCGGAAGCGUCAUGGAGCAGGGCUUGGAUCUGGGGAAGAUGGGCAUCGCCGGCGGCCUCGAGAUCGGUACCAAGGGCCUGGAGCUCGGCAGUAAGCUGAGCAGCGCGGGCAUGGGCUUCGGAAGCAAGGAAACGGCAGCUGACGCCCCCGCGCCAACGGAGAAUGGCGUGCAGGACCAUCUCCAGCAGGAUCUAGCGCAAAGUCAGGAGGCAGAGCGCUUGCAACUGGAAGUCCGACGACUGCUGCCGUUUGAAGAGGCAAGCAAAGAGCUGGAGGCACGCCUCAAAGAGGCAGAGCUGCAGCUUGAGCAGCGGAGUCAGGCGCUGACAGAGCUCGAGCGCCAGCGUGCAGCAGACUCCGCGGCUAUCCAGGGCCUGAAGGGCGAUCUGGCCUCGAUCCACGAGACCGGAGCAUCCCAGGCAGGUCAGCUGGAGUCGGCGCUGCGGGAGCGUGACGAGGCCCAGCAGAAGUUGCAGGAGGCUAUGCAACGGAGUCAGGAAAACCUCCAAGCGGCAGAUGCCGGCCGCGCCCUUUCCAUGGAGAAUGAAGCCCUCCAGCAGGAGUUGUUGCAGAGCAGAGAGGCCAGCAAAGAGCUGCAGGCACGACUCCAAGAGGUAGAGCUGCAGCUCGAGCAGCGCAGCCAGGCGAUGACAGCUCUCGAGCACCGCCGUGCAGCGGAUGCACCCGAGCCCGAGACCUUCUUCAUCGGAGACGAUGAAAACACCCAGGUCGAGGACGCCGGCGCAGCCCAGGCGCAGCAGCUAGAGUCGGCGCUGCGUGAGCGUGACGAGGCCCAGCAGAAGCUCCAGGAGCUCCUGGAGAAGAGCCAGGAGAACCUCCAAGCGGCAGAUGCCAGCCACGCGCUUUCCAUGGAGAAUGAAACACUGCAGCAGCAGUUGGCUCAGAGCAGGGAGGCAAGCAAAGAGCUGCACUCACGGCUCCAAGAGGCAGAGCUGCAGCUGGAGCAGCGGAGCCAGGCGAUGACAGCGCUCGAGCAGCACCGUGCGGCAGAUGCCAGCACAAUACAACAGCUGCAGGGCGACCUGUCAGCGAUCCAGGGCACCGGCACCACCCAGGCACAGCAGCUGGAGUCGGCACUGCGGGAGCGUGACGAGGCCCAACAGCAGCUGCAGGAGCUCUUGCAGAGGAGCCAGGAGAACCUCCAGGCAGCAGAUGCCAGCCGCGCGCUUUCCAUGGAGAAGGAAACUCUCCAGCAAGAGUUGGCGCAGAGCAGGGAGGCGAGCAAAGAGCUGCAAUCACGACUCCAGGAGGCGGAGCUGCAGCUGGAGCAGCGCAGCCAGGCCAUGGUAGAACUGGAGCAGCUGCGUGUAGCAGAUUCCGCGGCCGUCCAGCGCUUGCAGGGUGACUUGGCAUCGAUCCAGGAGACCGGGGCGUCUCAGGCAGGGCAACUGGAGUCGGCUCUCCGGGAGCGUGACGAGGCCCAGCAGAAGCUGCAGGACGGAUCUCUGAGAGGGGCUUAG